AAUUUCUUUAUUAAAUUGUUAAUUGUAUUAUAAGACAAAUUUUAGCUGAUCUUUUUAUAUGUGACGUCAUUGCAUACAGAUUAUUAAUAAAUUAAGCGUAUUCGCACUUUGCACCGGUAAUAUUAAGACGUUCUUCGAAUGAUACACAUCCACAUCAUCACGCUUUUUUUGGUUAAAAAUUUAUAACGGUUGUAAAAGUUAUUAACAAAUUCAGUUUAAUUCGCAGUUAUUUCAAUUAAUUAUUGAAAUCUUCGACAAUUAUUAAAUCAGUUAUUCUAAAGUUAUAUUAUCUAAGGUAUUACCAACAACUUACUUAUUAUUGUCAUUGAUAAUACUGUUGAAAAACAAAAUUAUCAUGAGUUUACAGUGGACAUUGAUUGCAUCAUUUCUUUAUUUUGAAAUAUUUAUUGUACUUUUGCUAGUAUUGCCAGUGGCAUCACCUACAAGAUGGCAAAAACUUUUCAAAUCACGAUUCCUUCAAACUUUAAGCAGCCAAGCUUCGUUUUAUUUCUUCAUUUUAUUAGCCAUCUUAGUUUUGUUCUUAUUAGAUGCCAUUAGAGAAAUGAAUAAGUAUUCAAGAGCAGAGUAUAAUGAACAUGGUCAUUUAGAUGCUGAGAUGCAAGGUAAUAUGAGACUAUUUCGUGCUCAAAGGAACUUUUACAUUUCUGGCUUCGCUUUGUUUCUCAGUCUAGUUAUCAGACGUCUUAUAAUUCUUAUCUCAACUCAAGCAGUUCUUUUAGCACAAAGUGAAGCAGCAAUGCGUCAAGCACAAUCAGCAACUACCACUGCUAGAAGUUUAUUAUCUCAAAAAGGAGAAACAGCUCAAAAUGAUUCUAAUGAAGCUCAUGAUAAAGUUGUCACAGAGUUAAAAACUCAGAUAGUUGAUUUAACAAAAACAAAUUCAGAGCUUGAAAGUGAACUUAAGAAAGAAAAGAAAGAUAAGGAAGCUUUGAAAUCUCAAGCUGAUUCUCUUGCUAGAGAAUAUGAUAGGCUUAUGGAAGAGCAUGGGAAAUUGACGAAAGUUGCUGACACCAACAAAAAAAGUGAUUAAGUUCAAUGUUGAUCAUUAUUUCUCACAUUGUUUUACCAUUUUAUUAUUUCAUUUUUUUAUUCCAAAUAUAUUCUAUAUUUAUUAUGUUGAUAUAAUGUUGGAUUCAUCUCAUAAUCUGUUAAAUGCUGUUAAUUUAUUUAGCCGUACUUUUUAAUAUUUCUAUAGGAAUUAAGAGUUACAUGAUUCAAUUUUAAAUAACUUAACUAAAAUUAUAAAUAUAUUAUCUUUUAUAAUGUAAAAUAGUUAUUUGAGAUUCUCAAAAAGAGCAUUUGGGAAAAUUUAUUAGAUUUAACUAAGAUUUAUUAAUAAUAUCAUUUAUACUGUAAAACUAAUUAAUGAUUUUUCUAUUCUAUUAAAAAGGCACAUCAGAUUUAAAAAUAAAAAAAUAUGG
This is a messenger RNA of Chelonus insularis, 1442 nucleotides long. Its product is annotated as B-cell receptor-associated protein 31. Lineage: Eukaryota; Metazoa; Arthropoda; Insecta; Hymenoptera; Braconidae. Bases 356 to 1051 code for a protein of 231 amino acids. Gene Ontology annotation, cellular component: endoplasmic reticulum; endoplasmic reticulum membrane. The transcript has 3 exons. Gene Ontology annotation, biological process: intracellular protein transport; endoplasmic reticulum to Golgi vesicle-mediated transport. The record is from RefSeq and is a predicted model, not a curated record.